Elgaria multicarinata webbii is the source of this 2144-nucleotide messenger RNA. It is a transcript of the gene ABHD17A, whose product is annotated as abhydrolase domain containing 17A, depalmitoylase. Gene Ontology annotation, cellular component: endosome membrane; plasma membrane. Bases 381 to 1295 code for a protein of 304 amino acids. Gene Ontology annotation, molecular function: palmitoyl-(protein) hydrolase activity. The record is from RefSeq and is a predicted model, not a curated record. Gene Ontology annotation, biological process: regulation of postsynapse organization; protein depalmitoylation. Lineage: Eukaryota; Metazoa; Chordata; Lepidosauria; Squamata; Anguidae. The transcript is spliced from 5 exons.
GGAGGCGGAGGAGGCGCUGGAGGGAAGGCAGCCGCCGCCGCCGCCGUUCCAAGUUGCAGGCCCGGCGCGUAAUGCGGCGCGCAGCGGCUCCCGGUUGUAGCUCCCGGGCAGGAGUUGGCGGAUCGGGGCCGGGAAGGGGCUGGCGCCUGUGUAGUGAGGUGCAUGUGCAACGGAGACUUUGGGAUUCUCAACCCCUUACGCCGGAAUGCGGGAGACCCCAUUUAUGGUAGUUCCAGACGGACAUGUCAUAAAGACUUCCUCUGGCUCAUCGGUGGCUGAGAUGUUUUCUUAACUUGUUGGAAAUACGGAUUUUAUUUGGGACCCCUUCCCUAAAAACCGCUUGGUUCCCAAAUUCUCUCCAGUUUCUACUGCUAGCUGCCAUGAACGGGCUCUCGGUCAGCGAACUCUGUUGCCUUUUUUGCUGCCCGCCUUGCCCCGGCCGGAUCGCGGCCAAACUGGCAUUCUUACCUCCGGAGCCCACUUACACAAUCGUCCCAGAACCGGAUCCUGUCGGGGGCGCUGGCAACACCUCUCCCCGCAGCACUACCAUGACGCGCUGGAAACUCCAUUUGACGGAUCGAGCAGAUUUCCAGUACGCCCAACGGGAACUGGACACCAUCGAGGUCUUCCUCACCAAAAGCAGCCGGGGGAACAGGGUGGGCUGCAUGUACGUCCGUUGCGUUCCUGGUGCGAGGUUCACAGUCCUAUUCUCACAUGGCAAUGCCGUGGACCUAGGCCAAAUGUGCAGUUUCUACAUCAGCCUGGGCACCCGCAUCAGCUGCAACAUCUUCUCCUACGACUAUUCGGGCUACGGCGUCAGCACAGGAAAGCCCUCGGAGAAGAACUUGUACGCCGACGUUGAUGCAGCCUGGCAGGCGCUGCGCACCCGAUAUGGGAUAAGUCCCGAGAAUAUAAUCCUGUAUGGGCAAAGCAUUGGCACAGUACCCACGGUGGACCUGGCCUCCCGCUACGAGUGUGCAGCUGUGAUCUUGCACUCACCCCUGACCUCAGGCAUGCGCGUCGCCUUCCCGGAGACCAAGAAGACCUACUGCUUUGAUGCUUUCCCAAACAUCGACAAGGUGUCCCGCAUCACCUCCCCGGUCCUCUUCAUCCACGGCACGGAGGACGAGGUGAUUGACUUCUCGCACGGCUUGGCCCUUUACGAGCGCUGCCCGAAGGCCGUGGAGCCCCUGUGGGUGGAGGGGGCCGGCCACAACGACAUUGAACUCUACAGCCAGUACCUGGAGCGCUUGCGCAAGUUCAUCACGCAAGAUCUAGCCGGCCAGCACCACUGAACGCCCUUCUCUUUUCGCCUUGCCCCCUGUGCGCUCCCGGGGGGUGGGGUGGGGGGAGAGGGGAGGCACUCGCGGCUUUAGGAGAAUGGCGCCACGGCUGCACACUCCAUGCCCCCAUCCGCCCCACGAGGACCCAUUGAGGGGUCGGCCACCGGAGGACCAUCGGCACUCCCUUGCUCCAGCGGGGCACCGUUCCCGGCCGUCCUCCUUCACAGCGGCCGCCUGCUUGGACGACGACGACACCUCUGAGUGGGGGUGCGCCAAAGCCAGAGCCCUGCCGUCCCUCCUCGUGAGACUCUCGAAGACUGAGCGUUGCAGAUGCUUUUUUAAACGUGGACACCUCCAUUGAGACUGCACCGUACUUCUGCCUCCACCUCAGCAUCCCACGUCCGGACCCUGUUUUCUGAACUGUCCAUGUGUCCCAGCGAUAGCAAUAAGCCAUUGGCGGGUGGGGUGGGGGCUGACACGGAUGCUGCCCCGCGGUCAGACGAGGCACCUUGCAUGAUGGCCAAAGCGGCCUGCUCCACCUCUGCUGCCCAGCCCACAGUGCCACCUGGGGGCAGGAGGACUUUAGUAAAGAUUGCGCGGAGUUGCGGUUGGCGGGGCGGGCAGAAAUUCCGAGGACUCUGGUUGCGGGAUUCAACGCCGCUGACGUACACAGGCCAGUCCUGGGGUGGGUGGUGGGUGGGGAGGGUUGCCCGUUCCAUCCACAACCUCAUGGAUACUACUGUUUUACUAUCGCCCCUUGAUCCAUACCCCACAUGUCUGGGCUAUGCUUUACGGGAACGGAAGAAUACUCCGCCCGUCCAUUUUUGAAAGGAAGAGGAAUAAAAGUUUAAAAGAUCCAGA